Messenger RNA from Elgaria multicarinata webbii, 1274 nucleotides. It is a transcript of the gene CCDC89, whose product is annotated as coiled-coil domain containing 89. The record is from RefSeq and is a predicted model, not a curated record. NCBI's taxonomy places the organism in Eukaryota, Metazoa, Chordata, Lepidosauria, Squamata, Anguidae. The transcript has a single exon. Bases 55 to 1137 code for a protein of 360 amino acids.
GGGAAGUGCUACAGAACUUGAGUUUAGAGCAUUGGGAGACAGAAGUUUUACGAUAUGCCUCGGGAUGAGAAGAGUCCCGGAAUGGCCUUCCCCCACAAAAUACCAAAAGAGGCAGAAGGAGACAAUGAAUGGGACAUUGGAGACCCCUUUGAUACCUUGGAGAAGCUCCAGGCACUCUCUCAUGGAGAGAAGGGGGAGAAGGCAUUGCUACGUUCCCGCCUCCAUGAGCAGUCUCAGCUGAUCUGUAUCCUGAAGAAGCGAGCAGAUGACCAACUCCUGCGCAGCAAGACACUAGAGCAGCUCAACACGGAGCUGGAAGAGCAAAGGAGGGCAGAUGCUCUGAGACUGGAGAGCCAGACGCGGCGCGUCCAGCAGCUGGAAGAGCGCUUCAUGGACUUGGCUGCCAACCACGAAGAUAUGAUCCACUUCAAAGACGAGCACAAACGGCAGAACAUGCAGCUGAGGGAAGAAAACCGCCGCCUGCGUCACGAGAACCAAAGCCUCUUCAGCCAGCCUAUGAAAGAGAAAGAGGCAGAGCUGGCGCAGCUGGCUUCAGAGUUUAAGAAACUCUCCAAGGAAAUGGAGUCCUUAAAAGAAAGGCAUAUACAGGACAGCCAUCAUGCCCAAGAGCGCGAGAAGGAGCUCCUGGAAGCCCAGAGCACGCAAGCCAGAGCUCAAACAGAGGAAAUUAACUCACUGAGAAGCCAAUUGGACAUCCUAGAGGAAAAACACAGCCAUGUCACUGAGCAACUGGAGCAAGCAGAGAAGCAGCUAAGAGAAGCGGACAACAGCCUGGAAGCCAAGCUCGAGAAGCUGACCAACGAGAAAGAGGAAUUGCUGAGCCUGACGAUGGACAGAGGCAAGGCACUGCAGGAAAAGCAACGGGAGAUCCUGCAACUAGAGAAGAAAGCAGAAGAUAUGGAGAAAGCCAAGCAGGCGGCAGAGCAGCGCUUUCAGGCUGAGGCUGCAAUGGUGGAUAGUAACCUCCGGGUUCGAGACCUACGACGGCAGCUAGAUGGGGCGGAGCAAGUAUACACAGAGCUCCGGAUGCAUUUUGAAGCUUAUAAGAAGCAUAGCACAGAGUUGCUUAAUAAAGAGAAAGAGUUAAAUACCAAGCUACGCCAUUUCAUGGCCUAAUCUAUACAUAUCUUGGCCAUUUGCUUCUAGCAGGAAUUCUAACAGCCUGCAACCUUUUUUUUUUUAAAAAAAAAACCUGAUAAUUUUUCUAUUGUAACUACCAAUUUUAACAUCUUUUGUUCAGAGUUAGAAAGACA